This is a messenger RNA of Ornithorhynchus anatinus (platypus), 3877 nucleotides long. RefSeq names its product solute carrier family 14 member 2 (gene SLC14A2). Gene Ontology annotation, biological process: urea transmembrane transport. The coding region runs from base 448 to 3264 and encodes 938 amino acids. NCBI's taxonomy places the organism in Eukaryota, Metazoa, Chordata, Mammalia, Monotremata, Ornithorhynchidae. The record is from RefSeq and is a predicted model, not a curated record. Gene Ontology annotation, molecular function: urea transmembrane transporter activity. Gene Ontology annotation, cellular component: membrane. The transcript is spliced from 23 exons.
GAGAGGGAGAAAGCUAAGCUGGGCUACGGGAAGCUGCGGUCAUUGGAAUUGUCCAGCCUCACUGGGCAGGACACUGGACCUCUUAGUGAUUUAAGCCAAUGUCCACUACUCUCCAGAUGUUUCUUGCAUUCUUUGGGACCCAAUUUGUCUAAGGCAGCUGAGGAACUGUGGGGCAUUGACCGAUUCACCUCCGGCCCUGUCCCAUUGGAUGUGGCAACUUCACACAGAGAGACAUCUUCCAAUUUGUCACUCCUGUACCUGAUCCCCGCCACCUUCUGCCCUGAGACGACGACAUAACUGGCAGUUCCCCAAUCCUCCAUCUGAUCUGGACUUCGAGGUUAUUCUUGGAUAUCCAGUCCCUUCCAGGGACCCGUAUCACAGGAGGGACUUGGCGCUAAUCGCAGAGUGGAUCGCUUUACGGUAUUGUGUGUGUAGCUUGUCUGCAGCAUGUUUUUACCCCUUGCCAACCACAGAGUAAAGGAGAGGAUGAGCAGCCGUGCUCCAAACGAUAUGUCUGACGCCCACAACAGCCCUCUCUUGGCAGAGUCUACAUCCGAGUCUGAGUUUAUGAAUCCUAGAUGGUCCACCAGGUCCCAAGACCCCCACCCAAGCCUGCCUCUUUUGGAAAUGCCUGAGGAACAGACUCUUCGAGCUGCCAUGGAGACCAGCCCCACGGUGAAAAUUGAAAAGCCCGGAGAAAAAAACAAACGGAGAGAAAAUGUCAUGAUGAAGCAGAACACAACCAGCCCAAGUGGCAUCAGUAUCUUCAGAACCAUGGGUUACCUCACUGGAGAGAUGAAAGAGUGCAGCAACUGGCUGAAAGAUAAGCCUGUAGCUCUUCAGUUCAUUGAUUGGAUCCUGAGAGGGACGUCCCAAGUGUUGUUCGUCAAUAACCCCCUCACCGGACUUAUCAUCUUAGCUGGACUCUUGGUCCAGAACCCCUGGUGGACCCUGGCCGGUGGCCUAGGGGCAGUGGUCUCAACUUUAACUGCUCUGGCUCUGAACCAAGACAGAUCGGCCAUUGCUUCAGGACUUCAUGGCUACAACGGGAUCCUGGUGGGGCUGCUGAUGGCCGUGUUCUCAGAAAAAGUGGACUAUUACUGGUGGCUCCUGUUUCCAGUCACUGUGACAUCCAUGGCCUGCCCGAUUCUUUCAAGUGCCUUGGGCUCCAUCUUCAACAAAUGGGACCUUCCUGUCUUCACACUGCCUUUCAACAUCGCCAUGUCCUUGUAUCUGGCAGCCACAGGACACUACAAUCUUUUCUUCCCCACCACCCUGGUGCAGCCUUUAUCGGCAAUGCCCAACAUCACCUGGUCUGAAAUGGACGUGCCUUUGCUGCUGCAAGCCAUCCCAGUCGGCGUAGGCCAGGUGUUCGGCUGUGCUAACCCCUGGACCGGUGGAGUAUUCCUGGUGGCCUUGUUCGUGUCCUCUCCACUCAUUUGCUUGCACGCUGCCAUCGGCUCAGCAGUGGGGAUGAUAGCAGCUCUUACUGUGGCCACCCCCUUCACCACCAUCUACGUAGGUCUUUGGAGUUACAACUGUGUCCUUGCCUGCAUUGCUAUUGGAGGAGUGUUCUAUGCUCUCACCUGGCAGACCCACCUGCUGGCCCUUAUCUGUGCGCUGUUCUGCGCCUAUAUGGGAGCGGCCCUCUCUAACAUGAUGUCAGUGGUUGGAUUGCCCACUUGUACCUGGCCCUUCUGCCUCUCAACCCUCACCUUCCUGUUACUGACUACCAACAAUGCUGCCAUCUACAAGUUACCACUCAGCAAAGUCUCCUACCCAGAAGCCAAUAGAAUGUAUUACCUGAUGAUGAGAGGAACGGAAGAGAAAAACCCCUCUGGUUUUGCACUAGGUGGUGCUGAGGAGCUACCUUCUCCUGGGAUUGAUGUGGGUGAGCGCAAAGAAGGUUUUCUCUUCAAGCCCAGGAGCGUGUUCCACAUCGAAUGGCAAUCUAUUCGGAGGAGAAGUAAAGUAUUUGGAAAAGCUGAAUACCAGGAGAGGCAGAUGAAAGACCAAUUCCCUUAUUCAUACAGAAAAUCGAAACAAGAAUUGCUUGACUUUGAAGACACCGUGAAGGACAGCACCUUAGUUAAGGUGGAAACGGGCAAUCCCAAGAGUUCCAGAACACCAAGCUCCACAAGCCCAAGAAGAAAAAGAGUGAGUCAGGCCUUCAGUUACAUCACAGGAGAAAUGAAAGCAUGUGGAGAAGGACUUAAAGACAAGUCUGCAGUGAUCCAGUUCCUUGACUGGGUCCUACGGGGUAUCUCUCAGGUCAUGUUUGUCAACAAUCCUCUCAGUGGCUUUAUCAUGAUCCUUGGGCUCUUGGUCCAGAACCCCUGGUGGGCAAUGUCAGGCUGCCUAGGAACUGUCGUCUCCACUUUAACCGCCCUGAUUCUGAGCCAAGACAGAAAAACCAUCGCAUCAGGACUCCAUGGUUACAACGGAAACCUGGUUGGAUUGCUGAUGGCUGUAUUCUCCGAGAAAGGGGAUUAUUACUGGUGGCUUCUGCUGCCUGUCACGAUUAUGUCCAUGUCAUGCCCAAUUCUUUCGAGCGCCUUAGGCUCCAUCUUCAGCAAAUGGGACCUUCCUGUCUUCACGUUGCCUUUCAACAUUGCUGUAUCCUUGUAUUUGGGGGCCACAGGACACUACAAUCUUUUCUUCCCCACCACUCUGGUGCGUCCAAUAUCGGCGAUGCCCAACAUCACCUGGUCCGAAAUCCAGGUGCCCCUGUUGCUGAGAUCCAUCCCCGUUGGAGUCGGUCAGGUGUAUGGCUGUGAUAACGCCUGGACCGGAGGCAUUUUCCUGUUGGCUUUGUUUAUAUCCUCCCCACUCAUAUGCUUGCAUGCUACCAUUGGUUCCACUGUGGGGAUGUUAGCAGGACUUACCUUGGCCACGCCGUUUGACAUGAUCUACUUUGGUUUGUGGGGCUUCAACAGUGCUCUGGCUUGUGUAGCAAUAGGAGGAAUGUUCUAUGUCAUCACCUGGCAGACACAUCUUCUGGCAGUUGCCUGUGCAUUCUUUUCAGCUUAUCUAGGAGCUGCUCUUGCAAAUAUGAUGUCUGUGUUUGGAUUGCCUGCCUGUACUUGGCCCUUCUGCCUCUCUACCCUCACCUUCCUGUUACUGACGACCAACAAUGCUGCCAUCUGCAAGUUGCCACUCAGCAAAGUCUCCUACCCUGAAGCCAACAGAACGUAUUAUCUGUCCCAGGAAAAGAACCGAAGGGCCUCUUUAGUAACCAAGUAUCAGGCAAACGUGGUUUCCUAAAGCACUUUCAAAAAUCAAUGGGAAAGAAUGGUUACCUAAAAACGAAUCACCAUCUCUGAUUUUUCUCCUCUUAAAAUUUCACUGAUUCCCCACUCCAGCUGUGAUCCUACCAAAAGAAGAAUUCUCCAUAAAGUUAUUUCUGUGAAAAUAUACUGUUUGUCUUCCCAUAAAAAUGACAUUUAGUUUCCUAAAAUGCAUCCUCAUUGCUGAUAGCAUUCUGAUGGAUUAGUGCUUACCUUUGAAGGAUUGCCCUAGAACAAUUAAGUUGAAAGGUUGCAGCUGAACCCUGGAUAAAAUAGCACCAGAACGACUGAAGGAGAUUUUCAAAAGCUAAUGAGACGUUAAUAUGUUAUUGAUUUAGGUAUCCAGUAGGAAGAAUCUAAAUUAGUUUCUAUCCUACCACCUGCUCAGGUCAAUGUAAUCCAUCUUGAGGAGAAAUGGUUGCUUGAUCUACUCAAGAAUUAUCAACAUGACCACUCUAUAGCAAAAUAGGGGAAAAAAAGUCAUAUUCAAGUCAAAUAGAAACUGGAGAAGAGAAUCCAAAACUUUUUUUUUAAUGGUAUUUGUUAAGGCCUUACCAUGUGCCAGUAACUGUUCUAAGCACCAGGGUAAA